This is a messenger RNA of Frieseomelitta varia, 2409 nucleotides long. RefSeq names its product ras-related and estrogen-regulated growth inhibitor-like. Gene Ontology annotation, molecular function: GTP binding; GTPase activity. The coding region runs from base 1340 to 1975 and encodes 211 amino acids. Lineage: Eukaryota; Metazoa; Arthropoda; Insecta; Hymenoptera; Apidae. The transcript is spliced from 6 exons. The record is from RefSeq and is a predicted model, not a curated record.
CGAGCAUUCGCCGGCGAGCGCUCGGUGAGUUCGGUGUAGAGAUAUUUUGUCGCACAUUGUCACGUAUCGUCGCUCGCUUUCAUUCGCGUAUACUUUCAUCAGUGAAUUUUCCCUUGUCUCGUCGCGCGUAUCAUUAGCACGAUAAAGAAUCCUACACGAACAACGGUGAACCACAAUUUUAGUCGAUCAAAUUGUGAAAUUCUUCGUCGAGUAAAUUUGUUGUCACAAGUGGAAUACCAGCGUGUCAGCGCACUGGCCCGCAUGUUUGCUCGCGGUGUGACCGGAAUCUGCACGUCCGCCAAAAUUAUUGUCGCCGUGGUCCAGAAGAUGCAGUAACGUCGCGGUAGCCCGUGGAAAGUGAAGUUUUCGAAAGGAAAAAGGAGAGAAAUCGAGGGACAGAAAGUGGCAUUUUUUUGUUUGACUGUCCAGCGGCCAACAACAACGUCUCAGUAGGAGACUCUCGACGAACGUUGUUCAUCAUCGCCACGCUUCAAGCGAGCGCGAAAAAGUCGAAAUUUCGAGGGAUGCUCGUGGCGACGUACGGUGCAGGAUCCUGGAAGUUCGUAGACGGCGAUGAGCGAAGGAAAUUCAGAGAUCGUGUUUUAUCUGUUGCUCGGCCGAUAAUAUACGGCAGCUCUCUCGGUUUCGUGGUUGCAUACUCGUUUAAAUUGGCUGUCACAAUUUGAGACCGCGUGAAGAUUGUAAAUCGCAGUCGAGCCAGUGAAUCGCAUUCGAGAGCGACGUUUCGAAAGAUCGAUGUGUCGUCGAUGUGUCUUAAAAAGGUUGCUCUUACUCAACUCCGUUUUAUCGCACCAUUGGGGAGCGAGCGCGUGCUUGGAAUGAAUGCUGCGUUUUCAACCUAUGCUGUGUGAAGUUGUCCCUGCGGUUUGAACGUGAUUAGUGGACGUGCUACGAGUUGCGAGCAAUCGAGCGUCAUCGAUUGCUUUGUGAAUAAACAGAAACUUCGUACAAAGAUAGUGGAACUGAGGUGUACAAACCAGACGACCAAUCUUCGUUUCUUGGAGCCUUCGAUUUUUGUUGACUCGUUAUAAGUAUACAAGGAAAUGCUCGCGUUACUUCGUGAAGGUCGAGACAAAGAUUAGACACGGUAUUUUUUUAUCUGUGAACAAAUAUUACACUUUUCGAGAGUUGCUUGAUGACGUGUUCUUCGUGUCUGUAAACAUUUAUUUGCAAUAUUUUUCGUCCUGCAUACGCGUAAUGUGAAUGAACCUUGACUCGAUAGAAACUACAGAUCGAGUGAAAAGCAAUACGAACAGUGUUAAUCGGAUAGUGUAUGAUGUGCAAGCGGGGUUCGAAUAACACCUAACAUCUACGUCUGAUGACAAACGUGAACAGGAUCAGGGUGGUCGUCCUCGGCGGCCCCAGAGUCGGGAAAUCAGCCGUGGUGGUGCGAUAUUUGACGAGGCGAUACAUCGGCGAGUACAGCUCAACCAGCGAUUUCCUGUACCGGCACAGCGUUACCAUCGAUAACGUUAGUACCGAGGUCGAGAUACUGGACACAUCCAGGUGCGAGGAAAAUGGGUGUCUAUACUCUCACAUACGAUGGGGCGAGGCUUUCGUUGUGGUUUACAGCGUGACGUGUAAACGAAGUUUUCAAGAAGCUCGUGGAUUGCUAAAGCAACUGGCUGACUUACGUCUGCCAUCCUAUUUCACUGCUCUGUUGCUCGGCAACAAGAGAGAUCUGGAUCAUGCUCGCGAGGUGUGCGUGGACGAGGGCCAGCAGUUGUCGCUGGCGCACGGAUGUCAGUUCUACGAGGUGAGCGCGGCGGAGAGUCCCGCGGGAGCGGCACUCGCGUUCCAGGCGCUCCUCCGAGAGGCAAGGUCCGUGCAGCUGCUGAGAGCGCUGCCGAUACGACGGAAGUUGGGCGUGCACUCGGUCUCGAGGGUGCUCGGCACGAUUUUCGGCAAGAACACGACGAAAGAUCGGAAGAAGAGGCCCUCGUUGAGCAUAUGACGCCUCCUCUGCGCCCUCCUCCUCGGAGGUCGUGACGAACCCGACAAGAGGAACGACGUGGUUGUUCUCACCAGCAACGUCUACUCCAAUCGUUGACGAGAGGACAUCUCGAGAAAUCGUCUGACCAACGUGAAAACCAGUCAGUCACACAGCGACUUGAUCCUCCUCUCCGUGAAACAGGAGAAUUAUGCUUUCGGUGUUCUCUGGACGCGACACGCGGUUCUUCGUUCCUGUUCGAGAUCCUCCGAGCCGGAGGAACGUUCGAACGUUGUCUGGCGAACAGGUAAAGGAGAAAGGUAUACAGUAGAAUUUUUGUUUGUUUAUUGAAUCGAAGGAAACGUGGGUGAAAGUAUUCGUGCGAGUAAUCGAGGUUUCUGUGAUUAAUUGGACAGCGUCUGUCGUAGCGUGUUCGAAAAGUUUACAGACUGAUGAAA